UCCGAGACUGGCAUGGCACAAUGCUACCUUUCUGUUUUCUACAAUUUAGGAUUGGGGUGGGAUUAGUCUGUUUGUAUCCUGUUGAAUACAAGUAUUUUGGUGUCUUUCAUCACCAAGAAUUCCGGAAAUACAUAAUCAUACGGGAAGAAGGGAUUGAUCACCAUAUAUGGCUGUGGUUUAUGACAAUUGGGAACGGCUGGUUACAGCUACUCUGCGCAGAGAGGAGCUCCGGCUCACUGCUCUGAGAACCCCGAGUGAUGUUUCCUCAGCAUCACUGUUAUCAGGAUCACCAUCUCUCAGUUUCAGUUCUCAGACUGGCCAAGUUUCAUCUUUUAACUUCGGGAGCUUAUUAGUUGGGGAUUCAUUUACUUAUAGUCAAAUUCUUAAAGCUACACGUUUCUUGAGUGACUCCAAUCUCAUCAAGCAUGGCCAUUCUGGCAAAUUCUUUUAUGGUGUUUUGCAAGGUGGCACAGAAGUGGUAAUUAAACAAGUCGAUGUUUCUUGCUUUGAGAAUGAAUUGUGUUUUAUGUCAGAAUUGGAAAUUUGCAGCAUGGUUUAUCAUUCUAGGCUGAUCCCCCUUCUGGGGCAUUGUUUGGAGAACGGAUAUCAGAAGUUUCUUGUUUACAAAUACACCCCUAACAAGGACCUGGGAAGUUUAUUGGGGCAUGAUGACACUAACCAGUUACCAUCGUUAGAUUGGACCACGAGGUUGAAGAUUGCAACUGGAGUGGCAGAGGGCUUAUGUUAUCUACAUCAUGAAUGUUUUCCACCCCUUGUUCAUAGGGACAUUCAAGCUAGCAGCAUACUACUUGAUGAUGACUUUGAAGUGAGGUUAGGAAGCCUUGCAGGUGUCUGCAUUGAAGAAAAAGAAAACAAUCAGAUUGGGAUUGCUCGGUUCCUGCGGUUGCCAAAAAUUUCUGAACAAAUCAGUCCAGGUAAAUCUACGGCAAGACGCUCUUAUGAUGUUUAUUGCUUUGGAAAGAUUUUGCUUGAGCUAGUCACCAGCAAGCUGGGUGCUAGUGCUGGCAAUGACUCCAUUACGAAGGAGAAGGAUUGGAUGGAAAAGACCCUACGCUAUGUUGUUGUUUCAAACGACAAGAAACAGCAUUUGACAGAAGUUUGGGCAGUUGCUUUCAUUGCCAAGGCUUGUGUCCACCACAAGCCUUCUAAGCGGCCCCAAAUGUCAGAAAUACUUGAGGCUUUGAAACGUGUUAAAUCAACAAGGUUCAGUAAUCAACAACUUCAAGCUGCUAGUCAUCCCAACAAACUUUUCCCACCUCCUACAAUGCCAGCAGUUCCUGAGGGAUCUAAAACAAUAGGACGGAUGUCACAGGCAACUGAAAAUGCCAAAUCCACAGGCAGCAGCACUGCUUCAGGGAGCUAUGAGUUCUCAGAAGUUAAUGCGAGUAAGAAGGUUUAUCCACUGGGAGAAAUAUUGGCCACCCCCAAUUUAAGGAUUUUUACUUGUUCGGAACUGAAGGCUGCUACAAGAAAUUUUGAAAUUGACACAUUGCUGGGAGAAGGUGCAUAUGGGAGAGUAUACAAAGGUUCGCUUCAUGAAAAGUCCAUGUCAGAGAGUGGAAGUGAAGCACUAAUUGCUGUUAAAGAAGUGUAUUCCUGGUGUAUUCCAGCAUUUCGAAACAGGUGGCAGUCUGAGGUGGUCUUGCAUGGAAGGCUUUCUCAUCCAAACAUAGUUAAGCUCCUUGGAUACUGUUGGGAGAACAAAGAGCUAUUUCUUGUGUAUGAGUUCAUGCAGGAAGGCAGCUUGGCCAGCCACCUAUUUGGAAGACGAGGCUCUGCCUUUCAGCCGCUUACAUGGGAAAAAAGGAUUAAGAUCUUAGUUGGAGCAGCUCGAGGUGUGGCGUUCUUGCAUCAAUCACAGAAACGAGGUUCGAUUAGACGGGAAGCGGGAUAUGAGGGUUUCUAUGACCAUUUUGAGCCCUCAAAAGUAUUGCUUGAUCAGUCUUACAAUGCCAAAUUAUCAGAUUUUGGUCAGAAGACCUCAUUGAUAGAUCCAGAUCCGUAUAAUGAAGUACAUCCAAAACUACUUUGGCGUGAAGGGAAGUCGUCCCCAAUGAUGGAUGUAUAUGGCUUCGGUAUUCUGUUGGUCGAGAUGAUAACAGGUUUAGAGAAGCUAGACACACGUUGUCAGACUGAUCAAGAAGUUAUGCUCGAUUGGAUCAAGCCUGAUUUAUCUGGCCAGCCUUUGUUCGGCAUUUUGGAUUCCAAGCUAGAAAGAAACUAUCCUGUAGAAGCUGUUACAAAAGUGUCACAGCUUGCUCUGUUAUGUCUUGAGAAAAAUUGUAAAUACAGGCCAUCAAUGGAAGCAGUUGUGAAGGAAUUAGAGCUUAUUGAAUCACCAACAAAGAAAGGCGGGAAACUGGGUUGAAUUCUGCGAGCCAGAUAGCAUAUAUUUACAUGGUCAUCAACCUGCAGUCCCACAAGGUACAUUCUGUUUUCUAUACAUGCUUUCCAGAAGAAUGGAUCCAUAUUCGGACGUUGUCGCUGAUCGAUCAGACAGCUUCUCCAGUGAUGCACACCACAGAGACUUGGAAAUUCUUUCUUCACUUUUGUUAUGGUUGUUGAAAAACAAGAAUCACUCUUGAGCUUAACAUUUCUACAAAUAUGAUCUUACUCUCUAGGUGCUAAAAUGAAACGGGCUUGAUGCAUACAAAGUAACAACAAUGUUCCACAUCUGGAAUAAUUAUCAUUUAUAUGUCUUGUCA
This is a messenger RNA of Coffea eugenioides, 2726 nucleotides long. RefSeq names its product proline-rich receptor-like protein kinase PERK9. Gene Ontology annotation, cellular component: plasma membrane. Gene Ontology annotation, biological process: protein phosphorylation. Lineage: Eukaryota; Viridiplantae; Streptophyta; Magnoliopsida; Gentianales; Rubiaceae. The record is from RefSeq and is a predicted model, not a curated record. The coding region runs from base 167 to 2389 and encodes 740 amino acids. Gene Ontology annotation, molecular function: protein kinase activity; ATP binding. The transcript has 9 exons.